AUGUCGGACAACGCUCAAGAAGUCAACUAUGUGAAGCCGGCCGACCACCAGAAGUUUGUUCAGGAUGUUCUAUGCGCUAAUGGGGUCUCUCGCGAGAAUGCCACCAUCAUUUCCAACUGCCUUUUACAGGCCGACUUACGUGGCGUCGAUACGCACGGAGCCAACCGUAUCCCGACAUACAUUGAGAGAAUUCGGAACAAGAUUCUGGAUCCUGCCGCCACGCCAGUUCUGACACAGGUCACCCCUGUGGCCGCAUCGGUUGACGCGAAGAAUGGCUUUGGAUUCGUGGCCGCUCAUCUCGCGAUGACAAGGGCCAUAGAUAUGGCCAAGGAGUUUGGCAUUGGCAUGGUGUCUGUCAAGCACUCGAAUCAUUACGGCAUGGCUGCAUGGAUGGUACAGCAAGCGGUGGACGCCAACAUGAUGUCCCUUGUCUUCACAAAUUCUUCGGCAGCUCAGCCAGUCUGGGGUGGUCGUACGAAGACCAUGGGGGUCUCGCCCUUGGCAUGCGGAGCUCCUGGCGGAACUCCGGAGCGCCCUUUCAUUCUCGAUAUGGCGCCCUCAGUGGCUGCCCGUGGUAAAGUAUAUAAAGCUCUUCGACGUGGCGAGAAAAUCCCACUAGACUGGGCCUUGGAUAAGGAAGGAAGGCCGACUGACGACCCAGCCAAGGCUCUAGAAGGAGUUAUGCUACCUAUGGGAGGUCCCAAGGGCUCGGCCCUUUCUAUAAUGAUGGACGUUUUCUCCGGAGUGUUGUCUGGAUCGGCUUUCGCCGGCCACGUUGGUGGACCAUACGACUUCACCAAGCCUGCGGAUGUAGGCCAUUUCCUUGUCGCUAUCAAACCUGAUCUCUUCAUGAGCCUCGACGACUUUCGAUCGCGGAUGGAAUAUCUGUAUCAGAAAGUCGUGACUAGCGAGAAGAUGCCUGAAGUGGAUCGGAUCUAUUUCCCUGGUGAGAUAGAGCUUCUGAAUAAAGAGAAGCGACUGAAGGAGGGGGUGCCUUUCACCUUGACGGAGAUCAAGAACAUGAACAAGGAAGCAGAGCUAGCCGGCGUGGAGAAGAUGAAGUACACUUGA
Messenger RNA from Exophiala spinifera, 1071 nucleotides. RefSeq lists its product as uncharacterized. The record is from RefSeq and is a predicted model, not a curated record. Lineage: Eukaryota; Fungi; Ascomycota; Eurotiomycetes; Chaetothyriales; Herpotrichiellaceae. The coding region runs from base 1 to 1071 and encodes 356 amino acids. Gene Ontology annotation, molecular function: oxidoreductase activity. The transcript has a single exon.